Molecule: messenger RNA, 1014 nt
Organism: Sparassis crispa
Lineage: Eukaryota; Fungi; Basidiomycota; Agaricomycetes; Polyporales; Sparassidaceae
Product: homoserine O-acetyltransferase
Exons: 12
Coding region: 1-1014 (337 amino acids)
Biological process (GO): biosynthetic process
Molecular function (GO): acyltransferase activity, transferring groups other than amino-acyl groups
Source: RefSeq, a predicted model, not a curated record
AUGGCUUCCAAUGUGCUGAUCAAGGUCUACCACCAUGGGCGAUUCAAAGUUGCUGGGGGUGUUCUACCCGAUGCUGUGACCGCGUACCAGACGUUCGGUGACCCUGCAAAUCCGUGCAUCGUCUUUCCCACCUGCUAUGGUGCACAGCUGAGGCUGGGAAGCCAGUUGUAUCUCGUAGGCGAGGGCAAGGCUCUGGAUACGAUGAAGUACUUCGUCGUUACUUUUGCGUUAUUCUGCAACGGAGAGUCAUCAUCUCCAUCUAAUACAGCGACCCCAUACAACGGCCCAUACUUUCCCUCCGUUUCCUACGAGGACAACAUCCGCGCACAGUACGCCGUUCUCACCAAGAAAUUAGGCAUUAAGAAGAUCUACUGUGUUGUUGGGUUCUCUAUGGGAGGCCAACAGGCGUACCACUGGCCAGUGAUCUAUCCUGACUUCGUGGAGAGAUUCGUAGCAAUUUGUUCCUCUGCGCGCACGAGUCUCCACAACAAGUGUUUCUUGGAAGGUCCCAAGAACGCGAUGAAGGCGGGAAAGGACUUUGACGAUGGUCAUUACAAAACCUCACCUCAUCAGUCCAUCAGAGCCUUCGGCAGAGCUUACAGUGCGUGGGCGUACGGCCAGGCUUGGUUCCGCCAGCAUCUGUACACCAUGAAUGGCCUCUAUCCGGACUUGGAGUCAUGGCUGCACGAAGCCUGGGAAGCCCGUUACAUAGAGAACUGGGAUGCAAACGACAUGCUCGCUCUGCUCUCGACGUGGCAAAACGGCGACAUCUCACUCAUCAGGGAUGGCGGUGACCUAGAGCAGUGCCUCCGCAGCAUCAAGGCCAAGGCCCUGAUCAUGCCGUGCAAGACGGACUUGUACUUCUGCCCGGAGGAUAGCGAGGUUGAGGUGUCCUACUUGAAGAAUGCGAAGCUCGUCGUGAUUGGCAGCGUCUGGGGGCACGUUGCUGGCGGUGGUGCUAAUCCAACAGAUGUUGCGUUCGUGACGGGUCAGAUCAAAGACUUCUUGGUGUAA